CAAACGGUCAAAACGGCUGAGCGGAGUCGGUACCGACAGGUGAGUUUACAGGACAGAAACAGGAACAGAACCGAGAAAAACACUUUCUGAGACCGUGGGGCAGCGCUUCCUCCCCGCAGCAACUCACUGCUCCAGCCGGGAAACGGAGCCUAACCGUAACCAGCCGGAUCUGAGGAGCGGCAGCAUGUGUGAGAGCAGAGCGGUUCCGAGCGGAGAGGUUUACCGGCAGCUGUUUGACGCUCAGGUGCAGCUGUCCAGGUGUCUGCUGGCUGGACGCAAAGACACGAGGACAGACUGUCUCUCUGCUGAGGACAGUAACACCAGCAGCAGGGCGCAGCAGGUGGAUGCUGAUGAUGUCAUUGAUGAUGUCAGCAGACUUCCUGACUGUCUGGUGGUUGAUCAUCCGAGCUCUGACAUCAUCCAACGUCUGACAGAGAAAAGCAGGAAGAGACAUCAGGAAGCUCUGAAGCAGCUGGACGCACACCUGAAGCACCUGUCACAUGUGUGUGAGACUCAGGUGAGGACCGUCAGUCAGCAGCUGCUGUCCUCUCUGCAGGACACUGACCACAGAUUGGACAUCCUGAAGGUCAGAAUGGAUCAGAUGGAACACCUGGAACAUGUCAGUGUACAGGAGGUGGACGUUCUCUGGGAUCAGGUGCAGCAGGACGUGAAUCUGAAGACAUCCAGAAUCUCUGAGCUGAACCUCAAACUGAGCCGCUGUGAGAGACGACGAGCAGCCGAGAUCGGAAUUGUUUUCAGGAAGUUCUGCCACCUGCUGGAGAACAUGGUCCAGCCUCCAGCUGAGGUUCUCACACUGAUCCACGCUGAGGUUACGAUGCUGAAUCAGUCUCUGCUGGCGAACCGUCGCAGUGCCGCUCGACUGCUGCUGCUCCUCCAGGAGCAGAACCUCCAGCAGGAGUCACUCCUCCGAUGGCACUGGGAGGACUGUCAGGACCGCUGGAGGAGGACCAGGGUGAACCAGCUCAUAGACCAGUUCAGCAGGUUGUGUAUCGCUGAGGACCAGCUGACUCCAGAUCAGCUGAUCACACAGACUCGAUCAGAUGUGACUGAACGCCGUCUGGACGCCAUCUACAGCAUCUGCUCCCUGGUACCGCCCACCUGCUCCACUGUUCUGGUCUGUGAUUGGUUCGACCAGCUGACAGCCAUCAAUCAGCAGAUCGAGCGUUUCCAUGGUGACCUCCUCCAUCAGCUGCGGUGUUCCUGUGAACAGUCGUGGAGGUGUCGGCUGGAGCAGGUGGAUCGUUGUCAGGAGGCGCUGUCUGCUCUGAAGCUGUCAGAGCAGGAGGUGAACCACAUCAUCAGCUCUCAGCUCCUCCCUCUGACUGGACGACGGCAGCGUCAGGAUGAAGAGCGAUUGGCUGCUUUAGACGUGUGCUGCGACUCGGCAGCCCGUCACGCUCUCCGCCUCAGCAGGUGUGUCUUUGCUGUGAUGCGAGCAGCGGCGUCACUAUGGGAGACGCACAGCCGCAGAUUGGAGAGGAGAGAAGAAGAAGUGCAACGACACCUGGACGAGCUGAGGCGCUCGCAGCAGCAGCACAUACAGGUGAGCUCUCUGAGAGGGCAGGGCUUGUCAGCAGCCACUCUGUCCCAUGAUGCUUUGCUGCUGUGUUGUCAGGAGCAGAAGGUUGUUGUGGACGAGCUGUUGGGUUGUCUGAGGCAGGAGAGCAGCGAAGACGCUCUGAAGACCUCUCUGGACCAAAUCGUCCUCCACCUGCAGGACGUCACGGACAGUUGCAGACGGUGUGUCUCUGCUCAGUGUUCCGUGUUGGAUUCUGUUCCGUCUCUCUUCCUGGAGGAACUGUUCUCCUACAGCAGCAGCAUCAGCUCCUUCUACCAGCUCAGCCACUCCUACAGACCGAGUCCAGAAGAACUGCAGAACUUCCAGCUAUCAAACUCCACCUGCCAGGACCAUCUGGACCACCAGGACCAUUUGGACCAAAAGGACCAUCUGGACCACCAGGACCAUCUGGACCACCAGGACCAUGUGAACCACCAGUACCAUCUGGACCAUCUGGACCACCAGGACCAUCCUGACCAUCUGGACAGCCAGGAACACCAGGACCAUCAGGACCAUCUGGACCACCAGGACCAUCUGGACCAUCUGGACCACCAGGACCAUGUGGACCACCAGGACCAUCUUCACCAUCUUGACCAUCUUGACCACCAGGAACACCAGGACCACCAGGACUACCAGGACCACCAGGACAAUGUGGACCACCAGGACCAUGUGGACCACCUGGACCUGGGUCAGUCUGCCUCCGUUCAGCCUCAGACUCUGGAAGUGAUCCAGCCCGAAACACUGAAACCAGAGAUGACUGAGAAACAUCCAAUCAGCUGUCAAAAUGAUGCAGGGCCCGCCCAGGACUCUCAGGAUUGGCUUACUGAGGCAGAGACGUCCCUAGUGGAACUCUGUGACAUCAGCACCUAUGUCACCUUUACAUCAUCAAGAGGCGUGGCUUACACUGGCCCCGCCUUCCGAUGCCCCUUCCCCAACCUACCAGACAGCCUGCACACAUCUGAGACCGCACGCCUGAACCUGUUCCCCCAAGAGCUGCUCACACACACACUGACCAGGACCCGCACUUUGUUCCUCGAUCACCUGGAGCAACAUUUCCAUGACGUCCUGAGCUCAGUCGUUUUCAUGGCGACAGAGAGGAAGGAGGCACUGCACUCAGAGCAGGAAGUCCAGCUGCAGCAACUGAAACCAGCACACGUCCAGACCCACAUCUACCAGCAUCGCCACGCGGAGCUGCAGCUGCACCGGCGGCGAGUGGACAUGCACUGUGAGGAUGUGUUGGACGUGUUGACCUCCUGCAGGAUGGAGCUACAACAGCUGCAGGUCUCCAUCAGCAGGAAGAACCAGGACUUCGCCACCGCCCUGUCCACCAUGGAGGACGGCAUCCAGACAGCCGACAGCAGCCGACGUCUGGAGGCCCUUAGUUCCACCCUGCAGGACCGUCUGGACCAGUAUAUCAAAGACACCCAGCAGCAUCAGAGCGGCUUCAGACAGACGGUCCAGGUCCGAUUGGAGGAGACCAGAACCAGAACCACCCAGCUGCUGAGCUCCUUCAGGCUGUUCAGUGAAGGAGGAGAUGUUGCUCCUCAGGAGUUGAGAAUGUUCCAGAGGAGGCUGAAGGAGGAGACCAGGAGGAUCAGUGUGACUGAGGCGUCCAUCUUCUCAGAGCUGGAGAUGUUUGAGUCCAGGAGUCUGCAGCAGGUGAAGGAGGUGUCAGCUCACUUUGAGGAGAAUUUGUCCUUCCUGAAGUCUGAGCUGGAAUUCACGGACAAAGUCCAGAAGAUUUUCAGGAGCACAAAAGUUUACAUCAAAUCAGAGGCAGCCAGCAGUAACCAGCAGCAGUCUUUGAUCAGCAGCAGGUUGGACGAUCUGAGGAGAAUGAUGGAGUCCACACAGGUGUCUCCAGAUCAGGUGUUUCCUCUGCUGUCCUCAGUCAGUGAGGAAUUCAGAAAGCGCUGUCAGUACCUGGAGCUGGAUUCUUCUCUGCAGGACGUUCUCAUCCCAUCCACCUGUCCUAAAGUCAUGAAGCAGGUGCGUCCGGCUCCGCCCUCUGGCUUACUGCAGCCCAGCAGGACAGGUGUGGACCUCCUGGACGACCCCGUAGUGGACGUCAUCAGGUCCCUGAACAGGUUGAGUGAGGACAGCGACCAGAGAGGAGCUGCAGUGGUUUGUGUGUCUGCAGGUGAGAGUCUUGUCCAGCAUCAGCAGUCCGUCAGUACGCUCAGUGUGAAGAGGAGCUGCAGGUCCAUCAGGACAGACAGAAGGUUCCAGAUGUUUGGACCUAAACCAGAAGCAGAACCAACCACAUGUUCCUUCAGCUCCUCAGUGAACUCUAUGCUACAGAAAACAAACGACGACCUGCUGCUGCUCGCUGAGGACUUUUACUGCAGCCAUCGUGUCACCAGGUCUCAGAUACUUCCUGACUCUGUGGACCAGUGGGCUGACAGCAUGCAGCAGCGGCUGCUGGGAUACCAGGAAGAAGCCCAGAGGUUUCUGAGCAUGAGCAGAGAGGAGGCGGUGCAGCAAUGUUCUGUGUUGGGGCAGCUGCUGCAUUCGUUACCUGCAGUUCUGAUCCAUAACCACGAGCGACGGCAGGAGGCGGAGCUUAGAGAAGAGGUGGGCGGAGUCAGGCAGCAGCUGGAGGAGAUGCUGACCACCAGCGAGAAGGAGAAGGGUGUGUGUGUCUCUCGGCUGCGGGCGUCUUUCAGUCCGGUGGAGCUCCAGACUCUGGUCAGCAGGGAGGAGCAGCGACAGCAGCAGCUGCUCAGCAUCACCUGCAGCACACACCUGAAGAUCCAGGAGUGCGUGCGAGUCAGAGGGGAGGAGUUUGUGACAUCACUGGUGUCUCUGAUGGAGAAGCUGCUGCGUGAGUUCGACAAGCUGCUGACUCCUGCAGAAAGCGAUGACAGAGAUGUUACCAUGGAGACAGAAGCUGAAACAGGAAGCAGCACUGCUGACCCACCAUCCUCUGUUGCUACAACAACAUCAGCAUCCUCCACCACAGUCAGGUGCAUCAUGGGACAUCCGAGUAUCACUGAGCAGAGAGAAGCUGCUGUGAAGCGAUUCCAGCAGCUGAUCAGCUCAGAGUUGUCACUUUCAGAUGAUGACAAACGAAGACAACUGAGUGAACAACAAACCUGGAACACACACUGGAGACAAGAGAUACACACUCAGAAAAGCACACACCAGCAAUAACACACUCACACACAUACAUGUCUACAUUACCAAGAGUGGUCCAUCACGCUAAUCUACCAACAGGGGUUCAGUGGGUCUAAUUAGUUUCAGAAAUCAAACAUCAGUUAAAAUCAAAAUGUACUUUUUCAUAAUAUAACUGCAAAUGAGCAGUUUUGUUAAUUAAGAAUAAAAUGCCAAGUGGGGAUCAACAACCCUAAGUGAUGUCUCCUAUCAUACAGGUAGCCUUAAAUAGAACUGUGUGUUAGCACAAAGUGAGCCAGUGCUAAGUCUUUAAAAAGUGUAGCUGAAAAGUUUUAAACAUUCUGACAAGUAGCACACACUCUAAAACACAUAUGCCAGCUGACAUGAAGGCAGUAGCUAAUUGUCUGUUGUUGCUGUUUGCUGUAAUGUCAUCAGUUUGUUACUAAAGUUAAUCUAAACUCCCUUUUAGUGUCCAUCAACCCUCAUCAGUACACAUGACAAAACCUACUUCAUCCCCUACCAGGGUCAAGCUGGAACCCCGGUAGUAUUUCAUCUGUUUCACAUUCCUGUACCCGUCCAUAUCCUCUCAAUGUAUAUUUUCUUAAAAUGUGUGUCAUCUAUAGAUGCUAAUAUGAAAGAAACAAUGAAAUUACUAUUGAUCAUUACAAACGUGUAUUGCUUAGA
Molecule: messenger RNA, 5377 nt
Organism: Amphiprion ocellaris (clown anemonefish)
Lineage: Eukaryota; Metazoa; Chordata; Actinopteri; Pomacentridae
Gene: ccdc180
Product: coiled-coil domain containing 180
Exons: 35
Coding region: 185-4732 (1515 amino acids)
Source: RefSeq, a predicted model, not a curated record